Molecule: messenger RNA, 1284 nt
Organism: Gopherus evgoodei (Goodes thornscrub tortoise)
Lineage: Eukaryota; Metazoa; Chordata; Testudines; Testudinidae
Product: basic salivary proline-rich protein 2-like
Exons: 3
Coding region: 1-1149 (382 amino acids)
Source: RefSeq, a predicted model, not a curated record
AUGUCGGUCCCUGAGAGCGGUGCACACGAAAAGGCGAAGGGUUCCGCUCCGCCUGAACACCGUACGGCCCCGUCGUCGUCGGGGUACCGGCCCGCGAAGGGCCCCUCCCGUCACGCUGAGCUCCGGUUCUCAGAGGUUCUGAAAACCCUGUCCUCUGAAAUCUCCGCGCACCUUUCUGAAAGGAAACCUCGAAAAAGCCACCCGCACAUUCAGCGGGACCAACCUGAAAUUCAAGCCGACUUCCUGGUUCUCUCGGUCGGACGAGGCGCUCUCGGGCGACCUCAUUCGGACUUCCAGGGGACGACCGACCACCAGGUCAACCCCAUGCUAGUCAAUGGGGUUGACCUGCUCUCCGAGAGGGGACUUAGAAAAUUUUUCAGCCCGUCUCCCCGUGGGUUGACCUGUUGGACGAGGGGGGACUUAGAAUUUUUUUGGACGACUUGGGCAACCAUCGAUCGGCCCGCCACCACCGGGUCACCCGAGCCGCCCGAGGGUCACCGUCCUGGGCCAGAGAGAGAGACUUCUGCCCGGUCCUUUGGAUGGGGCCCACGGAACGGCAAUUUUCCCAAAAUUUCCCCAGAGACUCCGGGCACUGCUGGAAGGUCCCCCCGGUCGCCGGAGCCAAAAAAAAAAUUUUUUUCGAAAAAGGAUCGGGACCACCGUGACCGGGUCGCCGCUUCCAGGCAAGGCGCUUGCGGCUCCCCCUCCUCGGCCGCGGAGAGCGAAUUGACCCCGGUCCCUUGGAUCUCGAACAAGGAAGGGUGUUUGGAUCCCAAAUUUUCCCCAGAGACUCCGGCCGCUGCUGGAAGGUGCCCCCGGUCCCCGGAGCGAGGAAAAACAAGUUUUUCCCCCGUCUCCGUCGGGACCUCCGAGACCGGGUCCCCGCCGCUCGGCAAGCCGCUCGGGGCUCACCCUCCUCGGCCGCGGAGAGCGAAUAGACCCCGGUCCCUUGGAUCUCGAACCAGGAAGGGUGUUUGGAUCCCAAAUUUUCCCCAGAGGCUCCCUGCCGCUGCUGGAAGGUGCCCCCGGUCCCCGGAGCGAGGAAAAACAAGUUUUCCCCCCGUCUCCGUCGGGACCUCCGAGACCGGGUCCCCGCCGCUCGGCAAGCCGCUCGGGGCUCACCCUCCUCGGCCGCGGAGAGCGAAUUGACCCCGGUCUAUGGAUCUCGCACCAGGAAGGUUCUUUGGAUCCCAAAUUUUCCCCAGAGGCUCCCUGCCGCUGCUGGAAGGUGCCCUCGGUCCCCGGAGCGAGGAAAAAACAAGUUUUCCUCCCACCUCCGUCGGG